Messenger RNA from Cavia porcellus (domestic guinea pig), 3693 nucleotides. RefSeq names its product NUT midline carcinoma family member 1 (gene Nutm1). The record is from RefSeq and is a predicted model, not a curated record. The transcript is spliced from 7 exons. NCBI's taxonomy places the organism in Eukaryota, Metazoa, Chordata, Mammalia, Rodentia, Caviidae. The coding region runs from base 135 to 3482 and encodes 1115 amino acids.
AUCUGAGGUUCCAGUUCUGUCGUGAACCAGUCUUUGCCUUCCUUUCCUUGGAUACCUGUGCAACUGCUACAGCCAGGUCACUUUCUGGAUCUUGGACCUGGCUGGCUCAUUCUGGAGGCUUCCAGAGGUAGAAGAUGGCUUCUGACCGAGUGGCAUCCCCACUGCUGGGACUGGAUGGGGGCCUGAUAGCUGGUGCUGCCCCAGCUCCUUUCACCACCCUCCCCUUCAGCCUGCUGUCUCCAGAGGCGCCAGACCAGCCAGCGCGGGAGCUACCUGCACAGCCCGCUGUGCCUCCCGCAUUCUCCCCAGGAGACCCACUGGUGCUCUCUGCUUUCCCCAGCCCACUGCUGGCGACGGGGGAUGGGGACCCUGGCCCCAGUGGGCUGGGGGCCUGCAAGGUCAUUGUCAAAGUCAAGACAGAAGCCGGCCCGACGGAGCCCUUUCAGACCCAGAACUUCACUGUCACACAGCCAGCCUUCAGUUGGCUCACCUCGGGUGCUACAUGUGCGGGCUUGGAGGGUCCUGCACCUCAGUAUGUGAGCACCUCUAAUGUGAAUACCAUUCCGCCGGCUUCCACGGUUUCCGUGAGCCAGGAGGGUCCCUCAGACCUUUUCCCUCAGGCUCCACCACCAACUGCCCAACUGGCCUCCAUUGUGUUCCCAGAAAAGGCUUGGCUAGGGCCACAAGGCGCCACCGGACAGCCCUCCGUGGGUGAACUUGCCUAUGCUCCCAAGGGUGUUUAUGAGAACUUUCGUCGCUGGCAGUACUACAGAGCCUUGGUCCAGAGAUACCUCUCCCAAAAUCCUGAUGCAGAAGCUCUUUGCUGCUUUCUCAUCCCAGUGCUCCGUUCCUUGGCUCGACUGAAGCCCGCUAUGCCCCUGGUGGAUGGACUGCAAAGGGCUGUGCAGGAGUGGGACCGCACCAGCAACUAUGACCGCAUGGUGUUCUGUGAGAUGGCAGAGAAGUUCAUGGAGUUUGAGGUGGAGGAGCUGCAGAUACAGAAAACACAGCUGAUGAAUAACUCCCAGGGCCUGUCUCCUGCAGCCCCUUUAAAACCUGAUCCCUCAGGACUCCUGGCCCCAGAGGUUUGCCAGCAGCCAGUGUACAUUCUGAAGAAGGCAGGCCCCAAGACACGGGCUCCCCGCCACAGGCAGCGCAAAGCCCAGAAGCCUCAAGUUCCGCAGGCCCCCAAGGAGAUCCCACCAGAAGCUGUGGAGGAGUACAUUAACAUCAUGGAAGGGCUGGUGGGGGGUCAUGUGGCUUCCGGGGAGUCAGAUGGAGAAGACGAAGAGAAGAAGCAGGAACAUGAAGAGCUGUAUCCAGACCUGAGUCUCCUGAGCUACAUGGAGGAGCUGUGUUCUGAGGAAGCCUUUGUUGCCAAGGUGGAGGCUGUCAUCCACCCUCAAUUUCUGGCUGAUCUGCUGUCUCCAGAACGAGAGAGGAAUCCUUUGGCCUUAAUUGAGGAGUUAGAACAAGAAGAAGGACUCACUUUUGCCCAGCUGAUCCAGAAGCGACUUGUGGCCUUGGAAGAGGAGGAUGCGGAGGGGCCUCCAGGUUGCAGCGAAGCUCAGUUGGACUCAAGUCCUUCUGUUUCUGAUGAUGAAGAUGGUGGGUGUGGGUGGCCUCAGCCCUCAUCUGGGCCUCAGGGAGCUGGGGCAACUAUUGGCCUUGAAAAGGCUGCUUCUUUAGGAAAGCAGGCAAGAGAGACUCAUAGCAGGCAAGGGCACGCCCUAGAUGGUCCAUGGGGCGUAUGCAGGGAUGGGAAUGUUCUCUCAUCCUCCAGCAGCUGGGACCUGCAGGAAGAGAUGGUGGCUCCACAGGAAAUUCAGGGAUCCCUGUGUAUGGAGAUGAUGGGGUCAGGGGAGGUUGUAAGUGAGCUAUCUCAGUAUCAGGAUAGCCUCCUGGAAUGUGCCAGGUCCCCUGCGCACUACUUGGUGGCUGACGGUGCUCCAGAGGCUUUGCCCCUUUGCUGGCAAGAAAGCCCACAGCUCAAGACAGCUGCUCCCAGGUUGGAUGCUGAACUUGCAGAGCCAGCUUCUCUGCAAGGUCAGGGUUUGGGAAAGCCUGACCUGGGGUGGCAGGUAGGGCAUGAGGCAGAGGAAUUUGGAGUGCUUCCUCAGAGAAUGGAGCCUUUAGUGGUAGCCCAGAAAGGCUCUGCAGAGGCCAUGUGGGGAGUGGAGAGAAGUCUUUCCAUGGUGCAUAGUUAUGAUCAGAACCCUUCCCCUGGAACAGCUGGGGACAGGGACAGGGCCUCACUCAGCCCAGGACUCUGGCUGAGCAGUGAGAUGGAUGCUGUAGGUUUGCCAUUGCCCUUAGAAAUCGAAGAUGUCAUAGAGAGCUUCCAAGAUGGAAAGUUCCUAACUGAGCACCAGGCAUUGGGCUCCACAAACACCCUUUCUCUGGGUUCUGGAGAGACCACAGUGCCUGGGGACCUUGGGAACAGUGUGGUUGCCUGCGGAAGCACAGAUGUCCCAGCUGCCCUAGCAAAAAGAAACUAUUGCAGUUUGGAAGGACCUCUGAGGGCCAAUAGCCCAGCCUUUGGGUGUAAGGGAAAUAGAGAACAGAGCCUUGAAGUCAUACAAGAUCCCAAUAAUGUGUGGGUUGGAGGUUGCUCCUUACUGCUGGAAGGUAGCACUGGCGCCUCUGUAUCAACUUUGGGGUCUUCUGAAGAGAACUUGCUGCCCACGUGCCAAGGCAGUCUUCUUAUUCUGGGGACUCAGGAUGACUCAUUCCUUGAGGCCAGCCAAGACACAGGAAACAGAGGCAAUCCUUUUUCUUUUCCAUUAGAAACCACAGAACAAGUCAACAUACUGGAUGUUAGAGAUGACUAUGGCCUCCAACUCGGGGUCAUUGACGAUACCUGCCCACCAAUGCUUGCUUAUGAUCCCCAAGAGGGCAGGGAAGACAAUAGUUUGUCUAAGCCUAACCACCUUGUUCCUAUACAAGGUAAUCAAGUGUCUUACACACUUGGGGCCCCCAAAGCAACAUCUCACCAGGGCUUUGGAAGUACUUCCUCUAGAUGGGGAACCAAGGAUGCUUUAAUUCUAAGAGAAUCCUCUCGUAAGAGUAAAACACACAGCUCUGCAGAUGGGGCCAAAAGAAGGCACAAAGCUGAAGAGGAAGGGGAGGAUGAACAACUCUCCAACUUUACUUACCUCUUGGCCUCAAAACUUAGCUUAUCUCCCAGAGGACUUCCUCUUGGUCCUCACUGUGCCUUGGGAGGUGGGGGCAUCCAGAGAGCACCCAACACCUCUGCUGAUGCAAGAGGCCUUUGCCAACCUCCACACGCUGCCACCAAGUCUGGGAAGCAAGUUCUAGCUAGAGGUUCAGCCUCUGCUGAAAAGACAUCUCAGGCAGGUCAUCUUGGAGUCUCUGGGGAAAAACCAGUGGUCCAGGGAGUGGUGUCAUCCUCACAGUCUUACAAAAGGCGACGUGACACUUCUGUGGCAAGCAGGAGGAAGAAACGUCGUCGUAGCCAGUAGGAAGAGCGAGUAUCCCAUCCCACCUGCCAGUCCCCAGAAGUGGGUGUCCUAGCAUAGACCAUGACUGCUCACUGGUGUAGAAUCAGCCUCAGGCCAAUGCUAUGGUUUUGGGUGUGGGAUGGGAGGUCUGGCUGGCUAGGUUGCAGGGCCCCUUAGUGGGAAAUGAGGGGAAGGAGCUUUGCAAAGAGUUGUAUGAAAAAAAAAAAAUAAA